Molecule: messenger RNA, 1532 nt
Organism: Vitrella brassicaformis
Lineage: Eukaryota; Vitrellaceae
Source: the annotation of a GenBank genome assembly
GGCGAUGCGCGGCUGUCGGUGGCCCUGAUGGACAAUGACUGGCACGAGUACCGUGAGAAUGGGUAUGAAAGGCUGCGGCCGUCGACGGCCAACAAGAGGGUGCCGGCUCUGAUAGAGGGCUACGUGCUGAUAUCACAAUUCUCGGUAUGGAUUGCACAUGACAGAGGGGGGGGCGCGGCACGUGUGUCUGUCUGCAUUGGUGUGUGCGCCUUGGCUGUUGAUUUCUCCCUCUCAGAGCUGCUUACGGAGGCCGACCGCACCGACCUCGAGCAGCAGCAGCCACCAUCGCCGGACCCAGAGCCCUCAUCGGGCUCGGCUUCCGCUGAGGAGGCGACGCUCUCCGAGGCUGACAAGCAACGUAAGAUGACCAGCCAGCCGCCAGACAGACAGAGAGACGGCUGUUCAUUCGGCAAGCAACACACCUGUGUGUGUGUGUCUGUCCGAUAUGGCUCAGUGGAGGAGAUGCUCAGGGAGAUGCGGGAAAAGCACGAGCGCAGGAUGGCCGACAUUCGGGCCAGUGUGCCAGCCUUUAUGCUCCGUGCCCUGCAGCCUCCGCCCGCAGAGGCGGACAGUGGCGACGAGGGAGAGGAGAAGCGGGAGAUGGAGAGGCAGCCGGGGCCGGCCGAGGUGUGGGACGGGGAGGUGACCCUCCUCGACAUCUUCCACAUACGCGCCGGCCUCUUGCGCGACCCAUGCCUGCCGAAGGCCACCAAGCGGCGUCUGCCGGUGAUCGCCCAGACCCUCCGCUGCCUGCAGCUGACCCCCGACGCCCAUCGACGGCUGGUCAUCUCGGCGCUGUCGUCCCUGGCUGCCAUCCACGCGGCUGACUGGGUGCACGGCGACACCAACGGCCAUAACAUCAUGGUCGUCUGGGACGCCGUCGCCCGCCGGCUGUGCAGCCAGUGGAUAGACUUUGAGAUGGCCAGACGCCGGGCGGAGACACUGCAGCCGCUGCCCUCGCUGCCACAGACAGUCCAUGACAUCGAACCCGCCCCCGUCCCAGCCCCCCACUCAGACCCCGCCGCCGUGAGGAAGGUGGCAGCCACGAUGGAGGCCGUCAUCGACCGCAGCACCACCCGCAGGACGGCCAGCCCAUCGCCCCCGCCCGCCCUCUACGGCCCCUUCAGCGCGGCCGCAGACGCAUAUGCCGUCUGCUCGCUGGGUUCGGCGGUGUUGAUGGGGCCUCACAUGGACCACCCCUCAGGCAGCGGCAGCAACGGCCACAUCUACGGCGAGGAGGGGGCGUUCUUUGCCGAGAGGAACGACAUCACGCCCCUCUACACCAGACACUUCGCCAAGAAGGUGGUGCGGGAGACGGCGGCCAUGAAGAAGGCCAUCGAUGGGACGGUGCAGCCAAGCGCCGCCGUGCAGGAGUUCUCGCCAAACGGGCCGGCCGAGCGCCAUCAGUGGCUGCGGAGAGACGAGGAGUGUCGAUGAGGGGGAGCGGGGGGCGACCCCUCCCCUAUCGUUGCCUGCAUUUUAUAUUCGGUUGUUUGUGACGGAUAUUCUCGCUGCAUUCACGUGAACUGCUC